AUGCGACACGAAGGUUACAACGAAAGUGAUGAAGAUUUGAUUGAUGAUGUAUCAGAUCCAUUUGUACUUUGUGCUUUGCAUCAAGCAAAAAUUAUACGUGAACGAUGGAAAUUCUGGUCAGGUUCUGUGCCAGCGAAUGUUAAUAUUCGUUUGCAUCGAUUAGAAUCGCUUUUAUCAGUUAAGAAUAAUGUUUGUCAAUCUCGAUCGGUAUCAGAGAUGAUCCAAUCGGAUAAACAGACGAUAAGAGCAUCGUCGAAACCUCACAAAACAGAAAUUCCAUUGAACACAUCAGCGGUACCUGUACAACUAACAUCCAAACUUAAUUCUUCACAGCCAUUCAUUGCUGAGAUACGAACUUAUCCAAUAAAGGACAAACUCGAACGGAAACAGAAUAUUAUUAUUCAAGGACCCAAUACUCGGCGAAUUGUUUUCGAAAAACGUCGUAUUCACUUCUGGUGUUGUCAUUAG
Molecule: messenger RNA, 468 nt
Organism: Adineta ricciae
Lineage: Eukaryota; Metazoa; Rotifera; Eurotatoria; Adinetida; Adinetidae
Source: the annotation of a GenBank genome assembly